AUGUUGAGCUGGGUCCAGAGGGUGCUGCCUCAGCCCCCAGGGACACCUCAGAAGACCAAGACGGAGGAGGAGGAGGAGGAGGGGGCAGAACCAGAGCCAGAGGUGGAGCCGGAACCAGAGCCGGAGCCUGAAACUGCCCCCGAGGAGGCUGAGCGAGGGGACGAAUCCCCGCCACCUGAAGAGCCGUUGGAGGGGGAGGAAUUGGCUGCAGCUGACCCAGACCCUCAGGAAAUCCGGGAGGCUGUCCCUACUCUGCCUACAUCCCUCCAGGUGCAGGUCGCCAUGGUUCCCGAAGUGAACAGCAGUUCCAGCAGGUGGGUGCUGAGCUGGCUCAAGAAGGGCAUGGAGAAGGUCAUCCCACAGCCUGUCCCCAGCAGCGGGCCAGCGCAGAGCAUUGCUGCUGGCUCGGGGGCCCCUGCUCAGGCAGGAGCACAGACGUCUGGGCAGUGCAGCACUGGGGGCUCAGACGGACUCGGGGAGGCCCCUGGGGCCCAGGACACUGGGUCUGGGCCCUGGCUGCUCAGGUGGCUUGAGCAGAAUCUGGAGAAAGUGUUGCCUCAGCCCCACAAAACCUCCAAGGACCAGAGAGAUGAGCCUACAGAUGCUGCCUUGGGCCCAGAGCCCCCAGAACCCACCUUGGAAAUGGAGACUGUGCUGCAGGCCCCGGAGAGCCCCUGCAUCCCCAUGGCUGGCCCCCUGGAAACCGAGGAGGAGCUGACCUCAGAACCCCAGCCCAGCUCCCAGGCUUCCGCCCCACUGCCCCCCGGUGACCCCGCCAGGUUGAUGGCUUGGCUCCUGCACAGGCUGGAGAUGGCCUUGCCGCAGCCCGUGCUCCAUGGGAAGGCUGGGGAGCAGGAGCCUGACUCCCCUGGAACAUGUGACGUGCAGACGAUCUGCAUCUUCCCCGGAGGCCAAGAGGAGCCUGAUCUCGUCCUAGAAGAGGUUGACCCUCACUGGGAGGAGGACGAGCAUCAGGACGGUGGCACCAGCCCGCAGGGCUCAGAGGAGGCUCCAGCCUAUGAAGACGAGAACGAGGCUGUGGAGAAGAUGCCCAGGGAACUGCCCCGGAUUCAAGAGGAGAGAGAAGCUGAGGAGGAGGAUGGAGAGAAGGAGGAGGAAGAAGAGGAGGAGCCCAAGAGCAAUGGGGAGCCACUGAAGGUUCAUGAGCAGGGUCACCUCAUCGUCCCUGAUGAUGGGCAGGCCUUCUUCCUAGACACAGUCGUGGUCUGCCUGCCCCGUGCAGGGAACCUCCUGAGGGAGCUGCAGGAGGAGGCCGUGACUGCCAGCCCAGAAGCAGGGUCCCACAUCUGCCUGACCCCCACUGGCCCCAGCAGCAUGGCUCAACCAGGCCAGGAUGUGGAGCUGAAUCGCCUGGUCCAGGACCAGCCACCUGGCCAGGUGGCCCCAGGGCUUGCUCGCCCAACCCUGGCGGAGCACCUCCCCAAUGUGCCCAGCUACCGCCCCUCAGUCACCCGCAUCCCUGUUCUCAUCUCCCGGAGGACAGCCUUGUCCAACUCCGGCUUCGCCAAGGAGACCAGAAGUCCCAUCCGUCGUCUAGGUAGUGUGAUCUUGUGCACCCAGCAUGCUUGCGCCUGGGGUGUGGGCUUCUGCGUGGCUUGGGCUGUUCCUCGCAUGGGUGCCAUGGUCAAGGUGUGGGAUUACCAGUUGAACUCCUGGAAAACCAACCCCCUUCCUCUGUUGGUCAAUGCCUUCGUCUUGCUUUGUGUGCCUGCUACAAAAGAGCAUCCGGAAGUGCAGGUGGAAGAUGCUGAUGUGGACAGCCACCCCCCCAUCGUGGAGAAUCCACCCUCACCUGAGCCGCCACCACCUUCUCCUGCCAAAUCCGACACCCUCUCGGUCCCGGGAUCUGCCGCAGGGACUGAAAGGAAGAGGCUGCCCUCCCAAGAUGAUGAGGCUGAAGAGCUCAAGGCACUGUCACCAGCUGAGUCGCCCGUGGUCGCCUGGUUGGACCCGCCCAGCCCACAGGGCACUGAUGGCCGGGACCGCGCAGUGUCUGCGGCCAGCCAGAACAGCGUCUUCGUCAACUACCGGCUCCAGGAGCUGGUGAAGCUUUUCAAGGAGCGGACAGAGAAGGUGAAGGAGAAGCUCAUCGACCCUGACGUCACGUCUGAUGAGGAGAGCCCUAAGCCCUCCCCGGCCAAGAAAGCCCCAGAGCCGGCCCCGGCAGUGAAGCCGGCCGGGCCGGGGCAGGAGGAGGAGGGCGAGGACCACUAUUGUGAUAUGCUCUGCUGCAAGUUCAAGCGCCGCCCGUGGAAGAUGUACCGGUUUCCCCAGAGCAUCGACCCGCUGACCAACCUGAUGUACAUCCUGUGGCUGUUCUUCGUGGUGCUGGCCUGGAACUGGAACUGCUGGCUGAUUCCUGUGCGCUGGGCCUUCCCCUACCAGACACCAGACAACAUCCUCCUCUGGCUGCUGAUGGACUAUCUGUGUGACCUCAUCUACCUCCUGGACAUCACCGUGUUCCAGCUGCGCCUGCAGUUUGUCAGAGGCGGAGACAUCAUUACGGACAAGAAGGAGAUGCGCGAUAACUACCUGAAAUCUCAUCGCUUUAAGAUGGACAUGCUCUGCCUCCUGCCCUUGGACUUGCUCUACCUGAAGUUCGGUGUGAAUCCCCUCUUGCGCUUGCCCCGCUGUUUGAAGUACAUGGCCUUCUUCGAGUUUAACAGCCGCCUGGAAUCCAUCCUCAGCAAAGCCUAUAUUUACAGGGUGAUCAGGACCACGGCUUACCUGCUCUACAGCCUACAUGUGAACUCAUGUCUGUAUUACUGGGCGUCAGCCUAUCAGGGCAUCGGCUCCACUCACUGGGUUUACGAUGGCGUGGGAAACAGUUACAUUCGCUGUUACUACUGGGCUGUGAAGACCCUCAUCACCAUUGGUGGGCUGCCUGACCCCAGAACGCUCUUUGAAAUCGUCUUCCAGGGGUUGAACUAUUUCACGGGUGUCUUCGCUUUCUCUGUGAUGAUCGGACAGAUGAGAGACGUGGUGGGGGCCGCCACAGCCGGGCAGGCCUACUACCGCAGCUGCAUGGACAGCACCGUGAAGUACAUGAACUUCUACAAGAUCCCCAGGUCCGUGCAGAACCGGGUCAAGACCUGGUACGAGUACACCUGGCAGUCCCAAGGCAUGCUGGACGAGUCAGAACUGAUGGUGCAGCUUCCAGACAAGAUGCGUUUGGACCUUGCCAUCGACGUCAACUAUAACAUCGUCAGCAAAGUGGCUCUCUUCCAGGGCUGUGACCGACAGUUGAUCUUUGACAUGCUGAAGAGGCUCCGUUCUGUCGUCUACCUGCCCAACGACUACGUGUGCAAGAAGGGGGAGAUAGGCCGAGAAAUGUACAUCAUCCAGGCGGGACAGGUGCAGGUCUUGGGUGGCCCCGACGGGAAGGCUGUGCUGGUGACACUGAAGCCUGGAUCCGUGUUUGGAGAAAUAAGCUUGCUGGCCGUUGGGGGCGGGAAUCGGCGCACAGCCAAUGUGGUCGCCCACGGGUUUACCAACCUCUUCAUUCUGGACAAGAAAGACCUCAAUGAAAUUUUGGUGCAUUAUCCCGAGUCUCAGAAGUUACUCCGGAAGAAGGCCAGGUGCAUGCUGAGAGAUAACAACAAGCCCAAGGAGCCGAAGAGCGGGCUCAUCCUGCCUCCCCGGGCAGGCACGCCCAAGCUCUUCAAUGCCGCCCUGGCCGCAGCAGGAAAGAUGGGCAGCAAGGGGGCCAUAGCUGGCAAGCUUGCCCACCUGAGGUCCCGGCUCAAGGAGCUCGCUGCGCUGGAGUCAGCUUCGAGGCAGCAACAAUUUCUGGAACAGGCCAAGAGCUCCCAAGACGCUGCGGGAGAGGCGGGCCCGGCCGCCCCGGAGCAGCCCGCAACGCCGGAGCCUGCGACCCCGUGCUCUCCGCCACCUGCCUCCCCUGGGAAGCCGGAGGAAGGCGGGGAGGGGGAGGCCAGGCCCGAGGAGCCCUCAGUGCGGAUCCGCAUGAGCCCGGGCCCGGGUCCCGGUGAGCAGAUCCUGUCGGUGGAGAUCCCGGAGGAGAAGGAGGCCGAGUGA
Odobenus rosmarus divergens (Pacific walrus) is the source of this 4059-nucleotide messenger RNA. It is a transcript of the gene CNGB1, whose product is annotated as cyclic nucleotide gated channel beta 1. NCBI's taxonomy places the organism in Eukaryota, Metazoa, Chordata, Mammalia, Carnivora, Odobenidae. Gene Ontology annotation, cellular component: plasma membrane; intracellular cyclic nucleotide activated cation channel complex; photoreceptor outer segment. Bases 1 to 4059 code for a protein of 1352 amino acids. Gene Ontology annotation, biological process: monoatomic cation transmembrane transport; retina homeostasis. The record is from RefSeq and is a predicted model, not a curated record. The transcript has 34 exons. Gene Ontology annotation, molecular function: protein-containing complex binding; intracellularly cGMP-activated cation channel activity; intracellularly cAMP-activated cation channel activity.